CUACAAAUACCCCCACCAAGCCUACGCAUUCCCUCCACCAGUCUAAGCCACCACAGCAAUAGCUAAGCCGCACCAUCAGCUAAACAAUGGCAGCAGCAACAAUGGCCCUCUCCUCCCCUGCAUUCGCUGGAAAGGCAGUGAAGCUCUCCCCUUCUUCCCCUGAGCUCAUGGGCAAUGGCCGUGUCUCCAUGAGGAAAACCACCAAGCCUGUUUCCUCUGGAAGCCCAUGGUACGGUCCAGACCGUGUUAAAUACCUGGGUCCUUUCUCCGGUGAGCCCCCAUCCUACUUGACCGGUGAGUUCCCUGGUGAUUAUGGCUGGGACACUGCUGGGCUCUCUGCUGACCCAGAGACCUUUGCCAAGAACCGUGAGCUUGAAGUCAUCCACUCCAGGUGGGCCAUGCUUGGAGCCCUUGGAUGUGUCUUCCCCGAGCUCUUGUCCCGCAACGGUGUCAAAUUCGGUGAGGCUGUGUGGUUCAAGGCUGGGGCCCAGAUCUUCAGCGAGGGUGGACUUGACUACUUGGGCAACCCAAGCUUGAUCCACGCACAAAGCAUCUUGGCCAUUUGGGCUACACAAGUGAUCUUGAUGGGUGCUGUUGAGGGUUAUAGAAUUGCUGGUGGGCCACUCGGAGAGAUCACUGACCCGAUCUACCCAGGUGGAAGCUUUGACCCGUUGGGUCUGGCUGACGACCCAGAGGCAUUCGCUGAGUUGAAGGUAAAGGAACUCAAGAAUGGUAGACUGGCUAUGUUCUCUAUGUUCGGAUUCUUUGUCCAAGCCAUUGUUACCGGAAAGGGACCAUUGGAGAACUUGGCUGACCACCUUGCUGAUCCCGUCAACAACAACGCCUGGGCAUAUGCCACCAACUUCGCCCCCGGAAAGUGAGCUAACAAAGAAGAGUUUUUCUGUGUUUGGAUUGUUGGCUUGUAAUGUGAAGUUGUGAUGUAAUGAGACCAUGAUGUUAAUCAUAUGUGCUGAAAGUGCAUAAUCUGUAUGGUACGUAGUUUGAAAGAAGACAAUCAUUUUCCUCCCA
Populus trichocarpa (black cottonwood) is the source of this 1029-nucleotide messenger RNA. Its product is annotated as chlorophyll a-b binding protein of LHCII type 1. The coding region runs from base 87 to 881 and encodes 264 amino acids. Gene Ontology annotation, biological process: response to light stimulus; photosynthesis, light harvesting in photosystem I. Gene Ontology annotation, cellular component: plastoglobule; chloroplast envelope; chloroplast thylakoid membrane. NCBI's taxonomy places the organism in Eukaryota, Viridiplantae, Streptophyta, Magnoliopsida, Malpighiales, Salicaceae. The record is from RefSeq and is a predicted model, not a curated record. The transcript has a single exon.